UCAAAGCUGGGGCGGGGGAAACCAGUGGGGUAGCUAAGUCCAGUGGAAUGUGGCAAAAAGCAGCCUGUGAGCGCGAUACUCCAGUAUGGCUGUGUCUUUGAGCUUGGCACCCCCUCACCCCCGCUGCCACACUCUGGUCCUCUUCAUUCCCGCACCCCCCCCCAACUCCAGAUGCUGCCGUGGGAAAGGCAAGUAGAGCUCAGUCUCUCCUGCCGCUCACCCCUCCCCCUUAAGCUCCCCUUAUACCCUGGGGUCUGGGCACACUGCAUUUAGGGUGGAGGCCCCUCUCGCCACCACUCCACGCUGUCCUCUGACUCCGCCUUGGGAGAGAGCCUUCUGGUGAGGACGACAGGUUUAGUGCUGUUGUUCCCGGACCUUGGCGGGGGAACAAGGUUGGGGAAGGUUUCCAGGAGGAGAGAGAAGGGAGUCCUCUGCAAGCCUAUUUUCCUCCGCUGACGCGCGCAAGGUUGAUUGUCCACUGUGGCUGAGGAAAGGGACCCCAGUCCAGAGCUGAUGAAGUCUCAGACGCUGCAGGAGCUUGGAAUCCCAACUCAUGGUUUAAAUGUUUCUUUGGCCACUUGACUACUGAACACAAAAUGAAUAACUCAACUAACUCCUCGAACAAUGGUUUGGCUAUUACCAGUCCUUACAAGACAUUUGAAGUGGUAUUUAUUGUCCUUGUGGCUGGAUCCCUCAGUCUGGUGACCAUCAUUGGGAACAUUCUAGUCAUGGUUUCCAUUAAAGUCAACCGCCACCUUCAGACUGUCAACAAUUACUUCUUGUUCAGCCUGGCCUGUGCUGACCUCAUCAUAGGUGUUUUCUCCAUGAACUUGUAUACCCUCUACACUGUGAUUGGCUACUGGCCUCUGGGACCUGUAGUGUGCGACCUUUGGUUAGCCUUGGACUAUGUUGUCAGCAAUGCCUCCGUUAUGAAUCUUCUCAUCAUCAGCUUUGAUAGAUACUUCUGUGUCACAAAACCUCUGACCUACCCAGUUAAGCGGACCACAAAAAUGGCAGGCAUGAUGAUUGCAGCUGCGUGGGUUCUUUCCUUCAUCCUCUGGGCCCCAGCCAUUCUCUUCUGGCAGUUCAUCGUAGGGGUAAGGACUGUGGAGGACGGGGAGUGCUACAUUCAAUUCUUUUCCAACGCUGCCGUCACCUUUGGCACUGCCAUUGCGGCUUUCUAUCUGCCUGUCAUCAUCAUGACUGUGCUCUAUUGGCACAUAUCCCGGGCGAGCAAGAGCAGAAUAAAGAAGGAAAAGAAGGAACCUGUGGCCAACCAAGACCCGGUGUCUCCAAGCCUAGUGCAAGGAAGAAUUGUAAAGCCAAACAACAACAACAUGCCUGGUGGUGAUGGUGGCCUGGAGCACAACAAGAUCCAGAAUGGCAAGGCUCCGCGGGACGGCGGGACUGAAAACUGCGUUCAGGGGGAGGAGAAAGAAAGCUCCAAUGACUCCACAUCUGUCAGUGCCGUGGCCUCCAACAUGAGAGAUGAUGAGAUAACCCAGGAUGAAAACACAGUUUCCACUUCCCUGGGCCACUCCAAAGAUGACAACUCUAGGCAGACAUGCAUCAAAAUUGUCACCAAGACCCAAAAGGGUGACGCAUGCACACCAACAAGUACCACCGUAGAACUAGUUGGAUCGUCAGGUCAGAAUGGGGAUGAAAAGCAGAACAUUGUAGCCCGCAAAAUUGUGAAGAUGACCAAGCAGCCUGCCAAAAAGAAGCCUCCUCCAUCCCGGGAAAAGAAAGUGACCAGGACAAUCUUGGCUAUCCUGUUGGCUUUCAUCAUCACGUGGGCGCCAUACAAUGUCAUGGUGCUCAUCAAUACCUUCUGUGCACCCUGCAUCCCCAAUACAGUGUGGACAAUUGGCUACUGGCUCUGUUACAUUAAUAGCACCAUCAACCCUGCCUGCUAUGCACUUUGUAAUGCCACCUUCAAAAAGACUUUUAAGCACCUCCUUAUGUGUCAUUACAAGAACAUAGGCGCUACAAGGUAAAAGACCUUUUCAAAAGAAGAAAUGUGGUCAAGUGUGUCUUGGGGGAAGAACAGGGACAGGAAAGCUGUGUUUAUAGUGAUCUGCCCUUACACUUUACAAUCGUACUACAACGUGCAAUUAAGGAGUUUUAGAGAGACACACUUAUUGUACCUAUGCUCCAGUUUGAAAAAUAAAUAAACAACCUUCACCAUAUAAACCCUGUCAGUUUAGGCGCACCGAGACAAUGAAAGAGACACACUGAAAUUGCAGAUCCAAGGAACAAUCUCUACUGUCUCCAGAUCUCUUGGAGAAGGGCUUCAGAAUCUAUAAUUUCAUGUCUCUGCACAAGAAGUGUAACCUUGUUAGUUUGUUGUUUCUUUCUGUUAUUCCCCUGCGUGGUGAUGAGAAAGAAAUGGCACAUUACAUGCUAACAUGGAGACCUAAACAUAAAGAAGCAGGCACUAUACAAUGAGAGAUAAGAAGAAAGAAAAUCUAAUGGGAUGCGGAGAUUGUAUGCAGAGCCCUGAACAUAUUCCCGGCAAUGCUGUGCGCUGAUCUGAAGGGUUUUAAUGGAAUCACUGUUUAUUUCUUCUCUCUUCCCCUUUCCCAUCAUGAAAAGCAAGAAAGCAAAACAGCAAAAGCCCAACUAGGCCAUACUAUUUUUUUCUACUAUUUUUGUAGUUCCUGGUUUUAUAUUGUAUAUGGAUAGUAUCUGCAGGACUUCUAAAUCUGGCCAGAGUCACCCAUGAAAAUGGACACUCUACCACUCCCCACUGUGUCGAUGUAUUCUUUGAUGGUGUACAACCUGUAAGGAUUUCACUCACUUGAGUUCCUUUGUGUGGAAAAUUUUUACCCAUGUGACUUUCUUCUCAACUAAUCCAUUUUAACAAUGUAGUCUGCCUAAGACAUAAAUACGCUUGGGAAACCAAAGUCAUUUAAACUUAAUUUUUAAUUACAUUAGAAAAUGGUCAGUCUAGCUGGAGAAAGUUCACUGAGGCAAGAUGAAGUUUGUGAUGAGAAGACAGAAGGUCAGAAGGGCGAUCUGUUUGAACUUGAACCUGCCUGACCUGUGUGCACAAUGUUAAUGUGUACAAUAUGAACUCCUGACUUUGUCAGCAGGAAUAUGAUGUUGGUUUUCUCAUUUGGAGUCUCAAUUAGUUUACUGUGUCAACCCCAAGAGGAAAAGACCUUAUAUUCAAUGUCUGUUAGCAGAUGGUACUCAAAUUAUAUUCAAAUGAAGUUUUCUAUAAUCAUACUAAGACAUGGGGUGGGGAAAUGGGUCAUGCAAAAAUAUUUACUAAUACUACCUGUUCCAUGUUCUUCCAGUUGUCAUCAAUCUCUGUAAGAUUAUAUUGCUUCAAAUUUCACUAAUCAGGAGAGUUAUAUUAAUCUUUGUGGCUUGAGUAUAAUGAAAAACCA
Molecule: messenger RNA, 3395 nt
Organism: Mus caroli (Ryukyu mouse)
Lineage: Eukaryota; Metazoa; Chordata; Mammalia; Rodentia; Muridae
Gene: Chrm2
Product: cholinergic receptor muscarinic 2
Biological process (GO): chemical synaptic transmission; regulation of smooth muscle contraction; G protein-coupled receptor signaling pathway, coupled to cyclic nucleotide second messenger
Cellular component (GO): plasma membrane; dendrite; synapse
Molecular function (GO): G protein-coupled serotonin receptor activity; G protein-coupled acetylcholine receptor activity
Source: RefSeq, a predicted model, not a curated record